AUGCUUCUCCAGAUGCCUAUAGCGCGAAUCCCAUACAACGACUCAAAGAGUAGAGAAGCUGAAGAAGGCCGAACUUUGUAUCCUUCGGAAAUCUCAAGCGAAAGUGAUGCUAUUGUCUUCACCGAUGUGUCUGAAGCAAGUUGCAAACUUACUUUCAAAGUAGAACAAAAUAAACCUAGCGUUUCACAGGAUUCCAUUUCUUUGAAGGCUUCUCCCGAAGGUUCUCAGACUUUUUUGGAGGAGAACAAGCAGCCUCCAGUCAGUUCGUAUAAUGCAUUUGAAGAAUUGCUCAUGAUCGAAAAAACAUUUGCUCAAAAUUUAAAAAUUAUUGUUCAGAAAUUCUUUGAUUCAGAUAGCCAACCUAUUUCAAAAUACGGUCGUUCAUUAAGCGACCUACAUUUAUUGCUCAAAACUCUUCGGAAUUUUCAUCAGAAAUUUGCCAACGAACUAGAAGAAAAGUUAACAAGAUGAAAUUUGAUUCAACAAGGCCCAGUAUACAUUGCUGCCAUUGACGAACUGAAACGGACAGACAAGUCCUUUGCUAACAAAGUUCGAGACUUCGAGAACGAUCCAGCUUGCUACAUAACGCUGGAGUGGUUAUUAGUAAACGCAGUAUUUCAUAUGAUUAUGGGUCGAAUUAUUGCUGGUCUGUUAGAGGAAGGAGAUGAUUCAGCGCAAAACAAGCGCUUGACCAGUUGUCGAAUUGCCAUGGAAAAGAUUGCCACUUUUAAUAUGGAGACCAAAUCAACUAGAGUUGGCUUAAUUAAUUUUGUAAAACUCCUAGAGAUUGAGUCAGAAGUGGAUGGAGUAGAAAACAUUACACAAUCAAAUCGGGUAAUUAUUCCUAUAAAUUUUUCUGCAGCGGAUAAAUCCGAUAAAACCACUCCUUUACAGUUUGUUCGUGAAGGAUUUUUAUGCCGAUGGAGUAACAAUAAGUUGGUUCCACAUAUACUCAUUGCAUUUAAUGAUGUUUUGCUGUACGGAAGUUUGCCAGGGAAAGAAAGCAAUUUUUUAAUCAACGGAAUUAUACCACUUCGGGAUGCUCAGGUUGAAGAAGGAGAAAUCAGUGAUUUAAUGACAGAUUCCAAGACAGCUUUUGUUAUUUGUACAUCAAAAACCACAGCUAUAUUUUCUGCAAAUUCGAACUACAUAAAAGAACUAUGGAAAGAUGAUAUUCGUAAAACAAUAAAGGCAGUGAAUGAAACUAAAAUGGAGCAGCUUCCUCAACAAAUAUCUGUCAAAUUCUUCGUAAGCAAGGAGUCAGAUAAAAUUAGCACCUUACGGUUAUGUUGGCACAGAAGAACGACUAUCACGGCCGACGCCUUGAUAAAAGCAGCAACAAAUCAGAUGUCAGGUUAUCUGUUCCGAAAAUACAGAACAUCAACUGGUUGGCAACGCCUAUGGGUGGUUCUUGCAGCUUUUACACUUUUCUUUUACAAAGAAUAUUCGGACGAUAUACCGUCAGCCAAUUUGAACCUCAUUGAUUAUAACUUGUCUUUACCUUGGGUUAGCGAUAGGGUGACUAUGGACAACGUUUUCAAGCUGUCAUACCUGAAGCACUCCUAUUUCUUCAAAACCAAAGACAGUUAUCAGUUCAGUCGAUGGACAGAGGCAAUACGAAUAGCCACACAGAAUGGAUCCUCAACAGACAUCUUUCCUAAUUUGAUUCCAAGAAGUAUUUCAUAAAA
Enterobius vermicularis (human pinworm) is the source of this 1688-nucleotide messenger RNA. NCBI's taxonomy places the organism in Eukaryota, Metazoa, Nematoda, Chromadorea, Rhabditida, Oxyuridae. The record is from the annotation of a GenBank genome assembly.